This is a messenger RNA of Amoebophrya sp. A120, 2517 nucleotides long. Lineage: Eukaryota; Dinophyceae; Syndiniales; Amoebophryaceae. The record is from the annotation of a GenBank genome assembly.
ACUGCUUAAGUGCCGUGUUGUGUCGUGGCCGCUGACUUGAGUGGCGUUUUGAAAGGUAACAAGGUUACCAUAGGCGUCGACUGACACGGAAGUAGUCCUCGAUAACUACCACUGCAUGAAGACGAAGAACAAGAGGGAAUGCAAGCUCAACCCAGCAGCUAGUACGUGACUAUGGCCGCCUCUGCUGAUGUUGGGGAACAGGACGGCCAGGGCACUGCGUCUGUUGCCGAUGGAGGUGGUACGGAAAAUCUUCAGCCUGCCGCAUUGCAGGAUCAAACCGCUACAACGCCUCGCCCCUGGGGUUUGCAUUUCCCCGACAUCUGGAUAAACAUUUCCCGGGGGGAUGGGUCUGCAGAGGUGGCGGAAAAAUUGCAGGAAGAACGGAAAGACGCUGUUGCCGAGCUUGCUGUGCGAUAUUUCGCGUGUACAACAGCAUCAUCUUCUGCGGGACCACAGCAUGAAGAGCCGCCUGUUGACGAAGAAGUUAGAUUGUCAACGGAGGAUAUCCAAGGAAAAAGGAAUUACAGUUACACAUUUGUAGUGAAUUCAGCAUCACGAUCACAAAUUUGCCUUGUAAUGCAGGGAUCAUAAGGCAAAACACACGCAAAACGAGACCUGCAAGCAUUUUGAGCAUGACAGAGGUCGUCUGUCUUGCAUGUCUUGCAACACAAUGUCAAUGUGUAGCUUUAACACUCUUUUCGUUGCAUAGAGGACAUUCUUGUUGACCCUUUGGAAGGCGGAAUCUCCAACUUGCUCUACAAGGCAACGAACAAUAAAGGCGGCGCAGCAGGAAAAAAUGCGGAGAGCAGUCACGCCAAUAGUUGUACAGCCCAUACCGCAGUCCUAAUUCGUCUCUUCGGCGACAGUAAGACGAAAAAAGCCAUGUCCGUGUGUGAGCGGACCACGGAAAACCAAAUCUGCUACGAUUUGUUCGCAAAAGCAGACAUCGGAGCGGGGGUGCUUGCGACAUUCGCGAAUGGAAGAAUAGAGCGGUUCUUCACGGGGUCAAGGGCGUUGGAGCCGACCGAAAUGCUUGUUGGAGAGAUUUCCGUGCAGAUUGCCAAGAAACAAGCGGAGUUUCAUCAGGUAUAAUAAUAAUUCGUUUUCGAGUGUAGUUUUGGGUCAGUUGUUACCAUCUCAAGCUCGACUACAUGAGCAUGUUGGUUUGGUUUGGUACGCGCAAUGGAACUGCAUAAGUACUGGCUUGUUUUUACUUCCCAGUAGUCAGUACUUACUGCCUGCUCAACUUUCUCUUCUAACCACAGGUGGCCUUCGACGUUUCCUCUCGGCCAGCGAAGAACGAAGCCAGCACGAAAACGACACCCAAAAGCGAGAUCUGGAGCAAACUGCACGACUGGGUUGAGAAGGCUCGUCACGCCGCAGCCUCGCCGAAGGCGCAAAACAGGCUAGAUGUCGAAGAGCUGAGCGCCGAGCUCGCAUUUUGGGAAACGUGGUUUGCGAAAAUCGACGAGGAAAAUAAUGACGCUGCGAGCGAGCAGGAGAAGGAGAAGAUCACCACCAUUACACCAAGAACAUCAUCCGAAAAAAGAUUAUCCGACUACAACACCGCACGCCGAUUUUGGAGCGAAGUAGUCUUCUGUCACCAGGAUCUCCUCGGAGGCAACGUGCUGGUAGAUGAGCAGAACAAAACCGCAAGUACAACUACUUCUGCUGACACGACAAACACGAAGGAAAUGAAAAUCAACAAAAACUCCAUGCGAUUGAUCGACUUCGAGUACGCGUGCUGGAACCACCGGGGUCACGACAUCGCGAACCACUUCAACGCGAUACCGGAGUCGAUGCUUAUCGUCGCGAACAAGUUUGACCCGGAUGAAUUUUUUCCGAGUAGGGAGCACGUGAAGAAGUACGUGGCAAGUUACCUGCAGGAGCUUUUCAAGAUAAAGCACGGCAUAAGUAAAGAUGAAACUGCAGAGCAGGCUGCAGUAGAAAAUGCUCAGCCGCAAAUGGACUCGUCCUCCACCUCCGCGGUCGUCGAGGUCCUCACUUCCGACUCCGGGCUCGACGCGCUCCUCGAGUACUGCCCUUUGGCCGAGCUGUACUGGAUCCUCUGGGCGGUGAUUCUUAGCGCCACGUCCGAUGUGGGCUUUGACUACCAGAACUACGCCGAAAUGCGGUGGAACGCGGGGUACAAAAAGUACAAAAAGGAAGUGCUCGCGAGAAGAGAAAACCUGCUAGAGGCAGCUGGUUCGUCGAAUAGUAAAAGACCGAAGAGCACCUUCUGCGCGUUUGGAGGUGGCUCUUGCGCGCGCGCGAAGUGAUUCCAUUUGCGCUAUAUUCAUAUCCGUGUGGGUAAAAACAACUAACUUUGAAUUUUUGACAACUAAGCGCCUGCUUCGAGUUCUUGUUCUGUGACCAAAAGUACCACCAGUGCAUUUUAGUAGUGAUGAACGCCAACGCGAUAGAAUGAAGAUGUUGUGGUCGACCAUGCGGGUGCCGUGACCCUAGCAGUGCAUUACAUAAAAGUUUUUCAAAAGUACAUCGUUUCGACGACGUGAU